UCAAACUUUUCCAAGCUCCAUCAUUCUGUUACAGCUAGGAAAGCUCUGCAUCGAGAAUGUCAACCACCAUCUCCCUCACAAGCUCCCGCCUAACCGUGUGCAAGUUCCAAGAAAAACCAAAGGAAGAUUCAGCCAGAAAUCUCGCCUCUAAAAUGUUCAAGACCAAUGAUAAGAAUGCAGAACUUGGUUUCACCAGAAGGCGGCUGUUGCGAGACUCAUGGCUGGUUUCUCUUGGAACAGGGAUUUCCAUGGCUCAGUCUGCAAGAGCAGAGCCGAGUAGUCCUCAAGAUUCAGCUUCUAAUAGAAUGUCAUACACCAGAUUUCUUCAGUACUUGGACGAAGGAAUUGUGGGAAAAGUUUAUCUUUUCGAGAAAGAGUUGGCAGCCAUUGCGGAGAUAUCUCACCCAGUUCUUGGUCGAACUCAGAGGAAGAUUCAAUUACCCGGUCUACAACCAGAGCUUCUGAGGAAGCUCAAGGAGAAGAAUGUUGAUUUUGCAGCACACCCUCCAAAGAUCAACAUGGGCGAUGCAAUCUUCGAGCUGCUAGGAAAUUUAGCAUUUCCUCUGCUGCUGUUGGGCUCACUUUUUCUCAGAUCAUCUCAACUAAAUAAUCCUGGAGGACCCAACUUGCCUUUUGGGCUAGGAAGGUCCAGAGCGAAGGUCCAGGUGGAACCGAACACAGGAGUCACCUUUGAUGAUGUCGCCGGCAUCGAUGACGCAAAACAGGAGUUCAAAGAAAUUGUGGAAUUUUUUAAGUCUCCAGAGAAAUUGGCAGCUGUUGGUGCUAAGAUUCCAAAGGGAGUUCUGAUGAUUGGCCCACCGGGAACGGGAAAAACGCUUCUGGCCAAAGCCAUUGCUGGUGAGGCAGGAGUUCCGUUCAUUUCAUUGUCAGGAUCAGAGUCCAUAGCGGUAUUUGUGGGCGUGGGACCAUCAAGAGUAAGAGACUUGUUUUCAAAGGCCAAGGCAAAUGCUCCAUGUCUUGUCUUCAUAGAUGAGAUAGAUGCAGUAGGCAGACAGGGAGGAACAGGAAUUGGAGGUGGAAAUGACGAGAGAGAGCAAACUUUGAAUCAGUUGCACACAGAGAUGGACGGGUUCGAAGGUAACAGUGGACUGAUUGUUAUAGCUGCGACUAACCGACCGGAAAUUCUGGAUUCCGCCCUGCUGAGACCAGGAAGAUUUGACCGUCAGGUUGCUGUUGGCUUGCCCGACGUGAGGGGAGAAGAGAUUCUUAGAGUUCACAGCAGCAACAAAAAGCUCGACCGGAGCAUCUCUCUCAAGGUCAUCGCGAUGAGGACACCUGGAUUCAGUGGUGCAGACCUAGCCAACCUCAUGAAUGAAGCUGCGAUCCUGGCAGGCAUGAAAGGGACAGAAAAAAUAACCAUCAAAGAGAUAGAUGACUCCAUUGAUAGAAUAGUUGCAGGAAUGGAGGGCACAAAGAUGAUUGAUGGAAAGAGCAAGACUCUUGUUGCCUAUCAUGAAAUUGGCCAUGCUGUUGGUGCCACUUUACAGCAAAGUUUUUUGUUGCUCUCUGAGUUUCUUUUCGCUGUUGAGAGAUCCUUUAGAUACUUGAAUUGAAAAUCUGAUAUGUGUCUCUUUCCGUUCCUUUUGCCGUAAUUCCAGAACUUUGACCCCCGUCAUGACCCAAUACAGAAAUUGACCCUUGUUCCUCGAGCUUUCAAAGCAACAGAUCUUUGCUAGGAUAGUUGGUGGUCUAGGAGGCAGCUGGAGGAAGUAAUAUUUGGAGAAUCUGAAGUCACUACUGGGGCAGCUGAAGAUCUGCAGCAGGUUACACAGAUCGGAAGACAGAUGGUCACCACGUACGGGAUGUCUGAGAUUGGACCGUGGUCGUUGGUAGAUGAGUAGAUCCAAUGGUGCACAGCGGCGAUCUAGUCCUGAAGAUGCGCAAGAAAUUCCAUGUCUGAGAAACUCGCAGCAGACAUUGACAAGGCCGUCAAAGCGAUAAUAGACAAGGCGUAUGAAACUGCAAAAUCCCAUAUCAGGAACAAUCGAGCCGCAAUCGACCACCUUGUGGACGUACUACUCGAAAAGGAAACCCUUUCGGGAGAUGAGUUCAGGGCGAUUUUGUCGGAGUUUGCAGAGGACCCAUUGGAAAAUGUCAAUAGAAGUUCUGUAAGGAGAUGAUCUCCUCUUGAAUUUGACCACUAUGAUCGAUGUAUUACUAUAAUAUAGCAAUAAUCAA
This is a messenger RNA of Nymphaea colorata (pocket water lily), 2199 nucleotides long. RefSeq names its product ATP-dependent zinc metalloprotease FTSH 6, chloroplastic-like. The record is from RefSeq and is a predicted model, not a curated record. Lineage: Eukaryota; Viridiplantae; Streptophyta; Magnoliopsida; Nymphaeales; Nymphaeaceae. Gene Ontology annotation, biological process: proteolysis. Gene Ontology annotation, molecular function: metalloendopeptidase activity; ATP binding; ATP hydrolysis activity. Gene Ontology annotation, cellular component: membrane; chloroplast thylakoid.